This is a messenger RNA of Clonostachys byssicola, 792 nucleotides long. The record is from the annotation of a GenBank genome assembly. Lineage: Eukaryota; Fungi; Ascomycota; Sordariomycetes; Hypocreales; Bionectriaceae.
AUGAACCUCGAAAGCUAUUCUGAUAGAGGCGAACCCGUAACCGUGGAUCUCCUUGCCUGGGUCCACUACCAUGGUAUCUUAGCAGAGUUCAGCAUAUUCCAUUGGCGUCACGGCGUCAUCGAAUCCCUCUAUGGAGAAGAGUUCGGCCUUGAUAAACCUCUUGUGCUCCCAUGUGACAAGUUACGUCGAGUACGACAGCUCCAUUUCAGCACAGCGCACCCAUCCCACGCAAUACUGUGCUUGCUAGCAGAGGCCUGUUAUUCACUUUACGAGUACCAGGAGCUCGUGCUUACUUCAGACGAAUACUAUUCAAAGCUGAGUGACUUGAGAAAGCAGACAGAAACUAUGCAUAUUUCAUUGCUACCGAAGGACGGACCCUCAACCAACGAAAGCCUUCAUCUCACAGAAACAACCUCCUUAUUGCAGCUAGCCAUUCUCAUUUUCAUGCAUCGCAUCACUGAAGGCCCCCUCCAGCGGGAUCCCGAUGGACUCAUUGCCUGGCAAGACCGAGCAUUUACUAUAAUAAGGCGUAUUGAUACAUGCCGGCACCUCUUUCCGCUCUUCAUCAUCGGCAUCGAGGCACAAACAGAUGAAAGGAGAGCAGACUUCCUAAACUUGAUCAAGAGAACAGAGGAGAAGACAAAUGUUCGAAAUCUUGAUACCUUCCAGGAGACCAUAGUCGGAAUCUGGAAUCAGGAAGAUCUCAGCGCGGAUGAGAGCUGGGGUAUCAGCUACACCCAUAAAAUCAGUGGGGUGAUUAGCUCUAGCAAAUUCCUGCCUAGUCUAGCUUAG